Molecule: messenger RNA, 1343 nt
Organism: Sinocyclocheilus grahami
Lineage: Eukaryota; Metazoa; Chordata; Actinopteri; Cypriniformes; Cyprinidae
Product: transcription factor E2F3-like
Exons: 2
Source: RefSeq, a predicted model, not a curated record
AGUCUACAGGUCCACCUGAGUAGCUCCAAGGGUCCCAUUGAUGUUUUCCUCUGUACGGACGGUGGUGACUCUGGGAGCCUGCUACAAAAUGGCCUUGAUGUGAAUGGAAAUCACCCUGCGUUUCUCAAAGUCUCCCAAGAAGCUGCUACAGAUGGAAUGGCUGAUGGUGUGAAGAUGAACGGCUGCUCAAACGGUGGCGUCAACGGUUAUGGGCCCCUGACUGAAAGUGCCCCCAUGUCACCCCUCAGUUCCUCCUUGUCUUCCAUUCUCCAGCAGCCGGAGGAGUCCAUCCCCUUCGUGCCGCUGUCCCCUGCUCUUCUCAGCGAUGAAUACAUGCUGGGAUUGGGUGAUGAGCAGGGCAUAAGUGAUCUGUUUGACUCCUGUGACCUGGACACGCUAGCACUGGAUGACCUGCUCAGGAUAUGAGCGAUCAGGUUAGUUGAUGGUGCUGCUUAGUUCCUGAAUGAAAUCUGGAUUGGCGAGAUUGGUGGGCAUAACUAAGUGGAUGAACUACAGACUGAACUUCAUGAAUUCUAGAAUUGUCCUUGUCGCAUUUGACAUUGACCAUUUACGCAUGGGUCUCACUGCUACGGGAUCCAAGGUUUGUUGUCUGAUACUGUACAGAUGGGUUUCUGUAUCCUAAAAAAUGUCCUUUUAAAGUUAUUUUUAGUGUGGUGAAUUGCAUGAGCUGUGUGAUUUGUCUAUGAACUUUGUCAUACUGGUUUUCAAAAUGGAGUAUUUCUCUGCUCUCAAUGUGGACGCUUCUGUCCAUUUGAGAAUCUCUUGCUUGCUUUCUUGGGGAAAAAGAAACAUCUCGGCAUCAUAGGCUAGCUAAGGAUCACAGAAGAUCAGCGAGUUGUUUCUUUAUUGAAUGAUCCAAAGUGCAUUUGGUGCUCCUUCAUUUAGUCUGCUUUUUGCCAGUGUUCAGCAUCUCGGGGCACAGAUCAAGGAGCGAGUGCUUUGUGUGGUGAUCUAGUGAUCUCUGGGUAAAAUCAAAUCUGUUUUUCUGAGCUACAGCGUCUUAUGCCUUUUGUUACCAAAUGAUUUUGUGCAAAGAAAUGUUGAUGCAUUUCGGUGUGAUUCAUUGUGUAAACAACAAUGUAAUGAUUCUGCGAGUUCCAGUACUACAGUUUUGGCUCAUUUUUUUGAACUUUAGAUUGGAAAGUGAACUUUGGAUAUGACCCUAAUCUAGUCCCCCUUAAUGUUGAAUGUAUUUCAGUAUCUGGAUUGCACUGAAGACUGAAGUCUUACUAAGCCAUCAUGGACAUCUGUGGCGUAAAUCGCCACAUGAUUAUGAAACAUUUAGUGUCCCAUGGAGAAUUGUAGGUUUUUCAGUAGCUUUA